Sphaeroforma arctica JP610 is the source of this 471-nucleotide messenger RNA. RefSeq lists its product as hypothetical. The record is from RefSeq and is a predicted model, not a curated record. The transcript is spliced from 2 exons. NCBI's taxonomy places the organism in Eukaryota, Ichthyosporea, Ichthyophonida. Bases 1 to 471 code for a protein of 156 amino acids.
AUGGACACACUGCGCCCGUACACGACCAACGGCAGGAUCCGGUUCCAGAUAGGCAAGCUGUAUGUAGUCAGCAAGAUCCUGGCGACGAUUAACGAGUUCCGCCACGAGGGUGUGGUGCUGCUCGUCAACAAUAAACUGCCGGGCUACAAGAACAUCUGCGCCUUUGUCGAAUCGCGGAUCCUGAAGAACCAAAUGUUUAAGAUCAAGAUUGUGGCGUGUAUCCCGGCCAAGAACGGGUACCCGGUAGAGAUCAGGGACCCCAAGCACCCGCACUAUAUUGGCCAGCGACGGUUCAACACGGUGAUUGACCUGUACCCGUCACUAACACGGGACCCGUCGAUGCUGUUGUCGCUGAGCAAUCCGGUCCAGGACUUUACAACCAUUUCGUAUGACUUUUCAAUCACGGGGAGCAAGCAGGAACGCGGCGGUGUACUAGUACAUGAGCGAGUCAGAGCACGAUUGCCUGAUUGA